Messenger RNA from Equus caballus (horse), 1157 nucleotides. The record is from RefSeq and is a predicted model, not a curated record. Lineage: Eukaryota; Metazoa; Chordata; Mammalia; Perissodactyla; Equidae.
AUAGAUUAGAUAACUUGACUUCAGUCAUCUCACUAUUAAUAGAUAGCUUCAGGAUCUGACUUCCAAGUUCUUAACUACAACAAUAUUUUUUCUCUUUUCACUCCAUCUAGGCCUCUGUUUUACAGUUCCUGUAGUAGAUCAUGCUUGAUCCUAAAUCCAGAUUAUUAAUCAUGUUCUUGCCCUAAAUCUGAAAUGCUUUUUAAUCUCUCUUCCAUUUAUGCUUACAGGACCCUGCUAAAAUCAGUCUUUUUGAAACCUUCCUAAUGACCACCACCUUCCUUGAAUUUCCCAUAGCAACUCUUGCUGUAUCAGCCUCCCAGCUGCUAGUUCGCCGCUCUUCUGUGCCUUCAGCCUCGGAACAGUGGCUCCAAGGUUGCUCAGCGUACGCCUUCGCGUUCGGAAUACACUCUGCGUAUGACAGCCCGGCCUCACGGUGGUCUCACUAUGGCAGGUACAGCGCGCUUCCCACGCCCCUCCCGCCGCGCUGCCGGCCGGAGCCGCCGCCGCUCAGCCACCCGCAGGGCCUCGGGCCGGGCGGCGCGAGCCGCGCACGAAGACGGGCCGCCGCCCAGAGCGUCCCGCCGCACGGCCGCUCUCGCUCUCCUCGCUCUCUAUGGUCAGGAGCGCCCGCCCCUCCGCCGCCGGAAAUGGUCAGGUUCUCUGACGCUUGCGCAAGGCCAGAAGUAGUUCCGGUUCCGGGCUGGUGAUUUUCGUUCCUGCAGUUCGGUGGUCGCGGUUGGCGGGCAGUAACUGGCAACAUGCUGCGGAAUCUGCUGGGUCUUCGUCACCUUGCCCGGAGGACCAUAAGUACUGCUUCCCGCAGGCAGUUUGAAAAUAAAGUUCCAGAGAAACAAAAACUAUUUCAGGAGGAUAAUGGAAUUCCAGUGCAUCUCAAGGGUGGGAUAGCUGACGCCCUCCUGUAUAGAGCCACCAUGAUUCUUACAGUUGGUGGAACAGCAUAUGCUAUAUAUCAGCUGGCUGUGGCUUCGUUUCCCAAGAAGCAGGACUGACUUCAGUGUAUCGUCCCAGCAGUCAGUUGGUUCAGUUUCAUUCAGCUCUCUGUGGACCAGUAAUCUAAGAAAUAGCUGAAUAAUUCUUUGGGGAUCAAUAUUUAUUGACUUGUACUAACUGCCACCAAUAAAACAGUCUUUACCAUG